AAGUGCGUCUACACUCUUGGCUCUCCUCCUCACCUCCUCUUCAUACCUCCAUUCCUCCUCUUCUAGUUUCUGACCUCACCUCUGCAGUGAGUUUGUUUUUGCAAAGCUCAGCAGUUACUUCUAGGGCAGCCCAAUGGAUCCAAUGGUGAUGAAGAGACCUCAGUUGUAUGGGAUGGGCAGUAACCCUCAUUCUCAGCCUCAGCAGAGCAGUCCAUAUCCAGGAGGCUCCUAUGGCCCACCAGGCCCACAGCGGUAUCCAAUCGGCAUCCAGGGUCGGACUCCAGGGGCCAUGGGAGGGAUGCAGUACCCACAGCAGCAGAUGCCACCUCAGUAUGGACAGCAAGGUGUGAGUGGUUACUGCCAGCAGGGCCAACAGCCAUAUUACAGCCAGCAGCCGCAGCCCCCGCACCUACCGCCACAGGCACAGUAUCUGCCGUCCCAGUCUCAGCAGAGGUACCAGCCGCAGCAGGACAUGUCUCAGGAAGGCUAUGGAACUAGAUCUCAACCUCCUCUGGCCCCCGGAAAACCUAACCAUGAAGACUUGAACUUGAUACAACAAGAAAGACCAUCAAGUUUACCAGUAAGACAUUAAUGUGCUGAUUUGGAAGUGUAAUAAGUUGUAAUGUAGUGAUUGCUAGAAAGAGCUGUUGUUUUGUUUGUUUGUUCUGCUGAGUGUUGUGACAAGGGAGAGAAGUUUCUAGUUUUCAGGUGUAUUUUGUGAUUCAUUAAUUUUUUUAGAGCUUAAUUCUUGGGAGUUCUGUAGUCUUGGGUAAGUCUGUUUCAUCUGUACAUAGCUCUGUUGCAGAGUCCAGACAUCAGCUGGAAGGUUUUAUUUAGUUGCUUGGUUUUGUGUGCAG
Messenger RNA from Carlito syrichta (Philippine tarsier), 857 nucleotides. RefSeq names its product AT-rich interactive domain-containing protein 1B-like. The transcript has 4 exons. The record is from RefSeq and is a predicted model, not a curated record. Bases 134 to 592 code for a protein of 152 amino acids. NCBI's taxonomy places the organism in Eukaryota, Metazoa, Chordata, Mammalia, Primates, Tarsiidae.